UCAGUCCUCGUUACAACCGGAGAGCCACUAAGUCACCGGCGGAGCGCGGCUGUGCAGGGGACGCUGUUGUUCUCUCUCCUCCGCGGAGGAAAACCGGGGAGCGUGGCGCUGUCCCUCAGCGAGGAGCCCGCGUAUUUCUCGCCCGAGCCGCGGCCCUUUUAAUUCCCCUCCCACCGGCGCCCGGAGCCGCGAGGGCGGCGCGCGGCGGCGAUUGGCGCGAACCGGGAGCGGGAAGGGCUCGGCGCCGCCAUGUGCUCGCUGGGGCUGUUCCCGCCGCCGCCUCCUCCUGGGGAUGUCACCCUGUACGAGCUCAACAACGCCCUGGUCUGCGGCCGCCUCAGCGAGCAGCUCCCGCUGGCCUUCCAGAGCCAGGUUCCCGACCUGCCCGUGCUGACGCUGCCCAAGGAGCCCCUCAAGGCCCACGGCCGCCUGGAGCCCAGCGCCCGCCCGCCCUUCAUCCACCACCGCGAGUCCCUCUGGAAGCGCUGCCUCAGCUCCUGGUCUCCGGGCUCGCUGCGAUGCUUGGGCUGGGCCCUGCUGUCCCUGCCCGUGUCCCCUGUGCUGCUGGCAGGGAUGCUGAGGAUCCUCUGCCCUCUGCCAGGGCUGCGGUGGCUGCGGACGGGCUCGAGCCACGCGCUGGCCGUGUGCCGCUGGCUGUCCUCGCUGCACGGGUCCCUGUUCCCACACCUGUCCCUGACCAGUGAGGACAUGAUCGCAGCCUUCUCCCAGGCCGUGGACUGGGCCAGCUGCACCAUCCGGGCCUUCGCCUGGCACCCCCACACCAACAAAUUCGCCGUGGCUCUUCUGGACGAUUCCAUCCGCGUCUACAACUCCAACAGGUGGGGCUCUGGCCAGGGAUUUGGGCAGCCCGGGGUGGGCGCUGCCCUGGGCCUGCUGCCCGUGGCCUUCUCGCCCACCUGGGCACACCUGGGCUCCCGUUCAGCCCUCCCUGCUCUGCCCCGAGCCUCAAGAGCUUUGCCUGUCCUUCCCCUGCCCGCUCCAUGCCUCUGGGGACAUCGCGGGGGUCACGCAGCCCUGGGGGUGGUGACAGAGCCGGGGGGGCACGGGCUUGAGUGUCCUCUGUCCCCCAGGUGUCCCUGUUCCCCCAGGGAGUGCCAGUCCCUGCUCAGGAGAAGACUCUGCCGGCUGCUCCUGCAGCCCCCCCAGGUGUCCCCAAGCUGGGCCCUGUCUGGCCUGGGGACACCUCGGCUCAGCCACACCAGGUGUGCCCUGGCUCGCUCCGGUGUCACCUGGCUGGGAAUUCCUGUCCCUCCCCGGGAAGCACACGGCAGGGCACAGCCCCUCCCCACCCUGCUGUCCCCCCUCAGGGCUGGCAGGGGACACUGUGGCUGCACCAGGGCUCCGUGCCCCACGCUCGCCCUGUGUCACCUGUCCCCUCCCCGGCAGUGCCACCGUGCCCUCGCUGAAGCAUCGCCUGCAGAGGAACGUGGCCGCCAUGGCCUGGAAGCCGCUCUGUGCCUCCAUCCUGGCCGUGGCCUGCCAGAGCUGCGUCCUCGUGUGGCACCUGGACCCCACCUCCCUCUCCACCAGGUGACAGCUCCCACCUUCCCUUCCCUGCCGUUGUCACCGCGCUGUGGCUGGCUUUGGGACAGCGCCACCGUGCUGCCGGCAAAUCCCAAAUCCUGGUGGCAUCUCCCUCGUCCUGUGCAGGCCCUCGUCGGGCUGUGCCCAGGUGCUGUCCUGCCCGGGGCACAGCCCUGUCACCAGCCUGGCCUGGGCGCCCAGCGGGGAGCGGCUGCUCUCGGCGUCACCGGUGGACACGGCCAUGCUGGUGUGGGACGUGUCCACCGAGACCUGUGUCCAGCUGCAGUGGUUUGGGGGCGGCGGUGUCACCUACUUGGCCUGGUCCCCCGAUGGCAGCAAGGUGCUGGCAGCCACCCCCUCGGCCGUGUUCCGGUGAGCUCCUCAUCCCAUCCUCAUCCUCAUCCUCACUCCAGAAAAUCUGGAUCCCAAAUGUCGCUCCUGCUCCUGCUCCUGCUCCUGCUCCUGCUCCUGCUCCUGCUCCUGCUCCUGCUCCUGCUCCUGCUCCUGCUCCUGCUGUGGGGACAGAGUUGGGGACGGGGCUGGACAUGGUGGGUUCCCAGAGCAGCAGGACUGGGGCCAAUUCCCAGGAAUUCUCCCUAAAGCCAUCUCCUGCAGGGUCUGGGAGGCCCAGAUGUGGACCUGUGAGCGCUGGCCCACCAUCAGGGGACGCUGCCAGGUAGGAUGGAUAUUCCCCUCCCAGGGAAUCAUUUAGGCUGCAGAAGCCUUCUGGGACCACCCAGGGCAAGCCACGCAAGGCCACCACUGACCCGUGUCCCCAAGUGCCACAUCCACAGGGCUUUUAAAUCCCUCCAGGAACGGGGACUCCACCCCUGCCAUGGGCAGCCAACCCAAGAAAUGGUGGGAAUUUUCCCGAAUUGUGUGGAAAUCUUCCCAAUAUCCACCCUGAACCUCUCCUGGCACAGCCUGGGGCCGUGUCCCUCCUGUCCCCGUCAGCGACUUGGGGAGUGAAAAAUCCCUCCUAAGCCUCCUUUUCUCCAGUCUGAGACACUUCAGGCAGGGUGACACUGUCCCACAGGCAGGGGUGACACUGUCCCACAGGCAGGGUGGCAGGGUGACACUGUCCCACAGACAGGGUGCUGGAGCCCCGAUGGCAGCCGGCUGCUCUUCACCGUGCUGGGCGAGUCCGUCAUCUACUCCUUGUCUUUCUCCGAGUACCGGGGUGAGUUUGUCCCACCUGGAGCUUCCCAGGGCCUGGGAGGGGGUUCACAG
Messenger RNA from Motacilla alba alba, 2775 nucleotides. It is a transcript of the gene AAAS, whose product is annotated as aladin WD repeat nucleoporin. Gene Ontology annotation, biological process: nucleocytoplasmic transport. NCBI's taxonomy places the organism in Eukaryota, Metazoa, Chordata, Aves, Passeriformes, Motacillidae. Gene Ontology annotation, cellular component: nuclear pore. Bases 250 to 2145 code for a protein of 631 amino acids. The transcript has 7 exons. The record is from RefSeq and is a predicted model, not a curated record. Gene Ontology annotation, molecular function: protein binding.